CUGACCGACCGAGGUGUUGUUGUAUAUCAUACAUAUAUUAUUAUACUAUUUGUUGUAUAUUAUAUCUAGUAGAUUUAUUAUCAAACUGGUUUUCUCGAAUUACUCAAAAAAUAAUGAAUACAUCCUCUAGUUCUACUACUUCCAGGGCAAAUAAGAAAAACACGGUCGAAAAUAUGGACGAAGAUACCAUGGAUAUUACGCAGGAGGAUGCCGAUGUUGUCUGCUGGCGUAACCGAACCUGUCAGACCCGUAACGCGAGAUGGCUGUCCCUUGACAAAAUCUACGAAAAAUUGCAACGUCCAAACUUUUACGAGGUCGGUAAUACAUAUAUCAACGACGUGCUUGAAUACACGUUCACGGUAAAAGUCGAAAAUGUCGGCACACUGUUCCUACUGCAUUUAUUUGUUGGUAAUACCCAUGAAGGGUCAUUCAAAAUCAAAGUCAAUGAAGGCAAUGACUUGAAACUGGACCGAAAGAAUGGAAAGGCAUUUCUUUCAUCAAUCUCCAAAGAACACAGGUUUGACAAUUCACCAGAAGGAUCCGUGAACUAUGUAACCACUUAUAGCUUCUCUGAGCAAGAUGUUGAUUUGCUUAAAGAUAAGAGAUUGUACAUUGCAAUGUCUUACUUAGAAGGGAAAGGGAUCAACCAAGAAAUAAUUGAUGAUGUGAAAGCUAGUCAUGAUUUUGGAGCACUCCUCUCAGAAUCAAUUGGCUGUGAUUUUACAAUAAAAUCAUUAGAUGGAGAAACAUUUAAAGUUCACAAAGCAAUGUUAGUUGCGCAUAGUGAAGUAUUCAAAGCUAUGCUGAAAGAAGAUACAGCCGAGAGUCAGAACAACUUUGUAACUUUAGAUGUAAUGAAGGAGGACCUGCAAUGCAUCUUAGAAUUCAUCUACACAGGCACUGUGUCUGAUUUGGAGAAUAGCAAUUGGUUUAAUUUGCUGAUGUAUGCAGACAAAUAUGAUCUUAAAGGUCUGCGAGAAUUAUCUGAGCAUGCUUUAGCCCAACAACUGACUGUAGAUAACGUCUUAGAGGUACUCAUUGUUGCGGACAUGUCUAACUCUGAAGAUUUGAAAACUGCAGCACUAAAGUUCAUCAAGAAGAAUCCAUCUGCACUUCAAACUAGCACUUUCAAAGAGAUUAAAAAUGUGAGUUUGAUGGGGGAGCUCUGUAAGGCAUGUGCAUUUGCAGUGAAUUGAAUUUAUUUGUUACCAUGUUAAUAUAUUUUAAGCUGUGAUUAUUAUAGUGUAAGCAACAUUAAGAGCCCAUCGACAUGCUCACUAGCGCCACUGCUUAAUAAUUGUGAUUAUUUAAAUUUAACAAUACAUAUUUAAAAAAAGGAAAAGGCCUUGGGAAAAACUGGGGGAGGCCUUUUCCGCACAAGCGACAUGCAAAUAAUAAAAAAUAAAUAAAAAAGCCUUUUACUUCCAAUUUACAGUUUGUUUACAUUAGAAGUUUUAGCGUACUGGUUAGUAAGUUUCUUAUAGUUAGUAGUUAGUGUUAGGUUUAUGUAUUCUAUUUACUAUCGAUUUAUUUAAUAUAAAUAAUAAACCAAUAUGAAAUUUAAUGUAAUUGUAAAAAAGAAGCAUGAAAUAAAGGCUAUUACUAUUACUACUAUUAAAAAAAGGGGCCACUACAUACUGUAUUUUGUACUUAAAUACCUUUUGAAUACAUCAAACUAGUUGGAUUUGUUGAUCUAUGAACUCAAAACAAAAACGGCCAUUUUAACUUUGGACGCAUAGAUUGACGAAUCCAGCAACGUAAAAACUAUUAUAAUGUAUUCAAAAGGUACUUUAAUACAAAAUACAGUACGUAGCGGCCCCCUUUUUAAAAUAUCUAUCGUUAAAUUUAAAUAAUCACAAUUAUUUAGCAGUGGGGCUAGGACGUUGACGGACUUUUAACACUUAACUGCCCCUCGCUUUCACUACUGACAUGGAGCAAUACAGUAGUUUGACAGUGCAUGUCUUGUAAUGCACGGACAGUAAAAGUGUUAAUAUAGUUUGUUAUGUUUUCAGCAGUGUGAUGGACUACUAGCUACUAAAUUAUAGUACCUCAAUAUUUUCUUUGAUUUACACAUGUAUGAACCUGAACUUAACCAUGAAAAUAUUUAACUAAUUAUGUUAUUUAUCUGUUUUAUUAAUUUAUUAUUUAUGAAUAAAU
Molecule: messenger RNA, 2157 nt
Organism: Cydia strobilella
Lineage: Eukaryota; Metazoa; Arthropoda; Insecta; Lepidoptera; Tortricidae
Product: speckle-type POZ protein B-like
Exons: 2
Coding region: 114-1196 (360 amino acids)
Biological process (GO): proteasome-mediated ubiquitin-dependent protein catabolic process; regulation of proteolysis
Cellular component (GO): nucleus; cytoplasm
Molecular function (GO): ubiquitin protein ligase binding
Source: RefSeq, a predicted model, not a curated record